UGACGACGGUGAUUCCGUCAAUGACAACAGCAGUCAGCUAAUACUUACAGAUAUACUUGCCGAUUUACUUUCUUCUUCCCCAAUUGAAAAGCCCGUCUCUUUCCAAAACUCUGCGAAGUUUCUCCGACCUCGUGGCUCAAAAGUCCAAACCCAUCACGAUCUCCCCAUACCCUUGCUGGGUUUUCUCUUUCAGCUCUCUGAGUUACCAAUUUCCUGUCAAAGUUGAGAUUUUUACUUUUUUUUUUCCUACUAUUUUUCUUUUUAUUUUUAAUUUAAUUCAUCUUCCUUAUGGACUAAGUAUUGUGUGCGUCAUUGACUUGUACCUAGUUGGAUUCAUUCAUUACUUGGAGAAUUCUAGUGGUGCAGGAAAUGAUUAUCUCCGUCACAAUUUCUAGAGAAUCUUUUGAAUUAUUAAUUUUUUUACUUCCAAGGGUUCUGUAAUCAUGAUGUUGCAGCUUUUUCUCUUUUAAUAUUUUCCCAACCGGGUAGCUUUUGGUUUGGUGAAUUCUUUACACCCAACUCAGCAAAAUAUUCUCAGAUGAUUUGGUUUGGUAAAUUCGUUGUGCCCAAAUCAGCAGACUUUAUGAUUCUUCAACAAUUCUGUGAAAUCCCAAAAUUUUGAUUACUUUGAAGGGGGAUGUCUUUUGCUUGCCAAGAAGUUCAGCCAUGGACCCUUGCUGGUCUUAUACGAGCUUUUCUUGACCUGGGUUUGGCGUAUUUCCUGCUGUGUGUGUCUGCUUUCAUGUUUUUCGCUUCGAAGUGGUUGAGGAUUUUUUGGGUUUAUUUGCCCUGUCCUUGUAAUGGGGUUUUCGGGUAUCGAAACCGUGAUCUUUGCUUGCAUAAGUUGCUUAUUGACGGGCCUGUUGGGACGAUCCACGAUGUUCACAAGCUGGUGAAGAGCAGGUUCCCUUUUGAUGUUAUUUGGUCUCCGGAUCAAAGAUGCAACUUGAAUAGGAAACUGAUCAGAGAUGUGAAUUGUGAGAAUGGAGUCCAUGAGUUGGAAGGUGAAGCGGAUUCUAGUCCGUUUUCGAGUCCAAGAUUGCAAAACCUGGUUGAUAGGGAAAGUGGGUAUGAUGCUAAGGGGAAGAGGGUAAUGACUCUCAAGAAAAGGGCUGGAAUUCGGCGUUCUAGGAGAGCGGCUCCUGAAUACGGAAGGCUUUCUUCUUACUAUCCAAGCGAUAGUUCAAGGUUGGUUGCUCGCAUAUUCCCCUUUCCUUGCGAUGACAGAAAUACAAGGGAGAUGUCGGGUGAAAGCUCAGUUGCCAUAGCUGGUAGAGAAGAUUAUGUGAAAGUAUCAACUGGAGAUGAUGUGGCUGAAAGUAUGUGCCAAAAUUCUGAAUUGAGUGGAUUAUUUGGUGCGAGUAAGGACGUGGAUGUUAGUAACACACAAGAAAAGGCUCCCGUUGUUGGAAAUGAAACUGAUAAACUCAGGGUGUUGGAAGAAGCACUGGAAAAAGAGAAAGCUGCUUGUGCUACUCUUUAUCUAGAGCUAGAGAAAGAGCGAGCUGCUGCUGCAAGUGCUGCUGAUGAAGCGAUGGCCAUGAUAGCCCGUCUGCAAAAGGAUAAAGCAUCCAUAGAAAUGGAAGUGAGGCAGUACCAAAGGAUGAUCGAAGAAAAAUUUGUUUAUGAUGAAGAGGAGAUGGAUGCUCUGAAAGAGAUUCUUCUUAGGAGGGAGAUGGAGAACCAUUUUUUGGAGAAGGAAGUUGAAUCGUAUAGGCAGAUGAGCAUCUUAGGAAAUGAACGGUCUGAUGCUGCUUUGAGUGAUAUGUUGUGUGAACCGGGAAAAAUGCCUUCACCUUCAUUUGAUCCAAAUGCAGAUGCACAACUGAUGCUAAAGCAGACUGCUGAUGGUAAAUCCAACUGUAUGGCAAUCGAAAAUAUUGCAAAUAGUACUUCUCAGUAUGAGGCUUCAUUUGUUGAAAAACAAAUCCAUCCUAAUGAACAUGAUUCACUUGAGAAAUGUGUACUUUCAGAAAGGGGAGAAAAAGUACACAUGGAUAAUGUAAUGUGCCAAGAAAUGACUACUGAAGCAGCCCAAGCUCAUAUUGGUACCGAGGAAAACUUACAUUGUGAUGAAGAAGUGCCACAGAGUGAUGGGGAUCUUCAGAGAAUGCUUGAUAUUGAGCCAGCUGUUUAUGAUGUUCAUGUCGUUGAUGGUAAAACUGAACUUUGGAAAGAAGAAAGUAGAUCAUCACUUUAUACUGCAUUGGAUGGAUCCCAAGAUUUCGCUCAUACAUUUGACGCUGCCGGGGUCAGUAGCAGUGAGUUAUUACAAGGUUUUCCAAGUACAAGCCAGGUGGAUACUGAACCAUUCAUUCCAAGUUCUUUGGAUAUGCAUUGUGGGUUACCGAUGUUGGAUAGCUCCCGAUGCAAAACCUUGGUGAUAGACUCAAUGAAGAACUCAUUGUCCACAGUAAAUAGUGAAAGGUCGAAGAUUGACAAUGAGGUUGAAUUGCUAAUGGAAAAGCUACAGAUUCUAGAAGAGAGAAAAGAGAAGUUGACUUCCUCUUCUGAACAUGGGGAGAGGCAAAAAACCCCAUCAAAAUGUUUGGAGGAGAUCGGAACCCACGCUGCAAGAUUCAGCAGAUAAGAGAUCCUGCGUGCCAGGCUUCUUUACCUCCUUUGUCUUCUAAGGUAAGUUCGAAAAAAAGAAGCUGCCAAAGUACGUCCUCGGAGGCACUCGAAGCUACAAGUACCUAAAGCAUGUAAGAUUGUACGCUAAUUCCCGGAUUAAUAUCGGAAUGUUGGUGCUUCGAGUCCUUUUAUAUUUGAUCUAUGGUCGGAAGGAGUCUGUCAGUGAGUUGUAUAUUCCCACUAUACUCGUUAGUUAGAUUGUAGCGGUCAGUUGCCUGCUCUAGAUAACUUCUGUGUUUUGUGUAUUAAAUUUUGAAUUUAGAAAACAAAACAAAAAGGGUUCACAGCCAUGUUCCUCCA
Molecule: messenger RNA, 2934 nt
Organism: Pyrus x bretschneideri (Chinese white pear)
Lineage: Eukaryota; Viridiplantae; Streptophyta; Magnoliopsida; Rosales; Rosaceae
Product: myosin-binding protein 7
Exons: 3
Coding region: 638-2590 (650 amino acids)
Source: RefSeq, a predicted model, not a curated record